GACACCAGGACACGAUGGGGACACCCCUUGUCCCUCCGCAGGUGCUGGGGACCAUCCUGGGCCUGGCCGUCACCGUCAUGGCCAUCGCCGCGCUGGGCUGGUGGCUGCGCCUCAAGAAGGUGCCGGCGCAGGAGCCGCCGCGCUACCGCUUCCGCAAGCGGGACAAGGUCCUGUUCUACAGCCGCAAGAUCAUGCGGAAGGUGUCCCAGUCCACGUCCUCGCUGGUGGACGCCGGCACGGCCGGCGGCGCCGCGCGGCCCCGCAGCCGCAAGAAGCUGAAGGUGCUGAGCAUCGCCAAGAAGGUCUCGGCCAGCUUCCUGCGCAUCCAGAAGGAGCCGCCCACGCUGCAGCUGAAGGAGCCGCCGCCCUCGGUGCUGGAGGCCGACCUGACCGAGUUCGACGUGGCCUCGUCGCACCUGCCCUCCGAGGUGCUCUACAUGCUCAAGAACGUGCGGGUGCUGGGCCACUUUGAGAAGCCGCUGUUCCUGGAGCUGUGCAAGCACAUGGUGUUCCAGCAGUGCCAGCAGGGCGAGGACGUCUUCCGGCCCGGCCAGCCCGACACCAGCAUCUACGUCCUGCAGGAGGGCAAGCUGGAGCUGCUGCUCACCGAGGCGAUCAUCAUGGUGCGGCUGCAGCGCGUCACCUUCCUGGCCUUGCACAACUACCUGGGCUUGACCAACGAGCUCUUCAGCCACGACAUGCAGCCCCUGCGGCUCUUCCCGCAGCCCGGCCACGCCGCCCGCACCAGCCCCGUCCGGCACGGCAAGCGCGGCCUGGGCAGCGCCGACGAGGGCCGGGACGCCGCCGAGCUGAUGAAAGCCACCGGCCUGGAGGCGCCGGCGCCGCCGCCGCUGCUGAGCCGCUGCAUCUCCAUGCCCGUGGACAUCUCUGGCAUCCAGAAGGGUCCGCGCUCCGAUUUCGACAUGGCCUACGAGCGCGGGCGCAUCUCGGUGUCGCUGCAGGAGGACAGCAGCGGCGCCUUCGGGCAGGUGUCCCAGGAGCCCAAGGAGCGCAAGUCGGUGACGCUGGAGGAGCAGCCCUCGGGGAUCUACCACUACAGCUCCUGCGAGGAGGACACGGCCACGGGGACAACCACGGGGACAGCCACGGGGACAUGUCCCUUCGGGCCCUACCAGGGCCGCCAGACCAGCGACAUCUUCGAGGAGGCCAAGCGGGAGCUCAUCAAGCUCAUGAAAAUCGAGGACGUGAGCCUGCACUUCGUGCUCUGGGGGUGCCUGCACGUGUACCAGCGCAUGAUCGACAAGGAGGAGGACGUGUGCCUGUUCCUGACGCAGCCCGGCGAGAUGGUGGGACAGCUGGCCGUGCUCACCGGGGAACCCCUCAUCUUCACCAUCAAGGCCAACCGCGACUGCACCUUCCUCAAGAUCUCCAAGUCCGACUUCUACGAGAUCAUGCGUGAGCAGCCCAGCGUGGUGCUGAGCGUCGCCCACACCGUGGCCGCGCGCAUGUCGCCCUUCGUGCGCCAGAUGGACUUCGCCAUCGACUGGAUGGCCGUGGAGGCCGGGCGGGCGCUCUACAGGCAGGGGGACAAGUCGGACUGCACCUACAUCGUGCUCAACGGGCGGCUGCGCUCCGUCAUCCAGAAGGGCAGCGGCAAGAAGGAGCUGGUGGGCGAGUACGGCCGCGGCGACCUGGUGGGCGUGGUGGAGGCGCUGACGCGGCAGCCCCGGGCCACCACGGUGCACGCGGUGAGGGACACGGAGCUGGCCAAGCUGCCCGAGGGGACCCUCAACAACAUCAAGCGCCGAUACCCGCAGGUGGUCACCCGCCUCAUCCACCUCCUGAGCCAGAAGAUCCUGGGGAACCUCCAGCAGCUCCGCGGGCCCUUUGCAGGGUCCGGCCUGGGCAUGGCCUCCAGCUCGGAGCCCAUCAACCCCACCAGCAACCUGUCGACGGUGGCGGUGCUGCCCGUGUGCGACGAGGUGCCCAUGGCGGCCUUCACGCUGGAGCUGCAGCACGCGCUCAACGCCAUCGGCCCCACGCUGCUCCUCACCAGUGACAUCAUCCGCGCCCGCCUGGGCUCCUCGGCUCUGGAGAGCCUGCAGGAGUACCGGCUGUCGGGCUGGCUGGCGCAGCAGGAGGACCUGCACCGCAUCGUGCUCUACCAGACCGACUGCACGCUGACGCCGUGGACGCUGCGCUGCAUCCGCCAGGCCGACUGCGUCCUCAUCGUGGGGCUGGGCGACCAGGAGCCCGCCCUGGGCGAGCUGGAGCAGAUGCUGGAGAACGCGGCGGUGCGGGCGCUGAAGCAGCUGGUGCUGCUGCACCGCGAGGACGGCGCCGGCCCGGCGCGCACCGUCGAGUGGCUCAACAUGCGCAGCUGGUGCUCGGGCCACCUGCACAUCCGCUGCCCCCGGCGCGUCUUCUCGCGCCGCGGCCCCGCCAAGCUGCGGGAGAUGUACGAGAAGGUGUUCGAGAAGAGCGCCGACCGGCACAGCGACUUCUCGCGCCUGGCGCGUGUCCUCACCGGCAACACCAUCGCCCUGGUGCUGGGCGGCGGCGGCGCCAGUCCUCCUCCUCCCCAGUGCAUGAAUUCGGUUUUUGAGACCGUCCUGGACCUCACCUACCCCAUCACCUCCAUGUUCUCGGGCUCGGCCUUCAACGCCAGCAUCAACCGAGUCUUCCAGGACAAACAAAUCGAGGACCUGUGGCUGCCCUACUUCAACGUCACCACGGACAUCACGGCCUCGGCCAUGCGGGUGCACACGGACGGCAGCCUCUGGCGCUACGUCCGAGCCAGUGCCUCCUAUACCCCCUACCUGCCUCCGCUCUGCGACCCCAAGGACAGCCACUGGCUGGUGGACGGCUGCUAUGUUAACAAUGUCCCAGCCGACAUCGCGCGCAACAUGGGCGCCAAGACGGUGAUCGCCAUCGACGUGGGCAGCCAGGACGAGACCGACCUCUGCAACUACGGCGACUCCUUGUCCGGCUGGUGGCUCCUCUGGAAGCGCCUCAACCCCUGGGCCGAGAAGGUCAAGGUGCCGGACAUGGCGGAGAUCCAGUCGCGCCUGGCCUACGUGUCCUGCGUGCGGCAGCUCGAGGUGGUCAAGUCCAGCUCCUACUGCGAGUACAUCCGCCCACCCAUCGACCGCUUCAAGACCAUGGACUUCGGCAAGUUCGACGAGAUCUACGACGUUGGUUACCAGCACGGCAAGGUCGUGUUCGAGGGCUGGAGCCGCGGGGACGUCAUCGAGAAGAUGGUGAAGGAUCGGCGCUCGGCCGACUUCAACGACAGCAAACGGACGGACGAGUCCGAUUACCUGACCGAGUACGAGGACGAGGGCCCGGAGUCGCUGCGGGGCGAGGAGGACGCGGCCGAGUGGGGCAGCGCCGAGGCCGAGGAGGACAAGUCCCUUCGGCACCGCCCGAGCACGGCCGGGACCCCCCCGGCCCCUCCCGACGGCUUCUGA
This is a messenger RNA of Lonchura striata (white-rumped munia), 3431 nucleotides long. The record is from RefSeq and is a predicted model, not a curated record. Lineage: Eukaryota; Metazoa; Chordata; Aves; Passeriformes; Estrildidae.